Molecule: messenger RNA, 3035 nt
Organism: Bolinopsis microptera
Lineage: Eukaryota; Metazoa; Ctenophora; Tentaculata; Lobata; Bolinopsidae
Product: helicase SRCAP-like
Exons: 14
Coding region: 322-1620 (432 amino acids)
Biological process (GO): chromatin remodeling
Cellular component (GO): Swr1 complex
Molecular function (GO): ATP-dependent chromatin remodeler activity; histone binding; ATP hydrolysis activity
Source: RefSeq, a predicted model, not a curated record
GUAAGCUCUGUUCCGGUGCGUCUGAAGUAGAACCGAGCAACAAGACCUUUCUCCAAGUCCAAAUACCCCUUCUGCUUCGAGGCCAUCUCCGAGAGUAUCAGGAGGUUGGUCUCCAAUGGCUGGUUGCUAUGGAGGCUAGGAAACUCAACGGCAUUUGGCUGAUGAAAUGGGACUUGGGGAAGACAAUGCAGACCAUUGCAUUGUUAGCGCAAUCUAGUUGUUUCAAAGGUAUUUGGGGUCCUCAUCUUAUCAUAGUUCCAACAUCUGUUCUUCUGAACUGGGAAUUGGAAUUCAAGAAAUGGCUUCCAUUCCUUCAAGGUCAUGUCAUACUACGGGUCCCAGAAAGAGAGACGAGAGAAAAGAGUUGGCUGGACCAAACCCAACACAUUCCACGUGUGUGUUACGAGUUACAAGCUUGUUAUACAGGACUAUCGAGCCUUCAGGUCCAAAAAGUGGUAUUUCCUCAUUCUCGAUGAGGCACAUAAUAUCAAAAACUUCAAAUCUCAACGGUGGCAGCUUCUUCUCAACUUCAACUCUCAGCGAAGGUUGUUACUGACAGGGACUCCACUACAAAACAAUCUCAUGGAACUCUGGUCACUGAUGCACUUCUUGAUGCCCUCUGUAUUCGGAUCUCAGAGCGCGUUCAGGGAAUGGUUUGGUAAUCCUCUAGUCGGCAUGGUAGAAGGAACAGAGGAAUACAACGCGCACUUGGUAGAGCGACUACACAAGAUACUGCGCCCGUUCUUGCUGCGCCGCUUGAAGAAGGAGGUCGAGUUACAGCUACCUACUAAGACUGAGAGUGUUUUGAUGUGCGGUCUCUCCAAAAGACAAAGAGCGCUCUAUGAAGAGUUCUUGUCUAGGAAGGAUACCCGAGAUACGCUAUCUAGUGGCAGAUUUAUCAGUGUUAUUGGAAUUCUAAUGCAGCUCAGAAAGGUAUGCAACCACCCGGAUCUGUUUGAGGAACGUGGUGUGUUCUCUCCUCUAGCUCUCCCAUCCCUACAAACUAACACCCCUGCUCUUCUUCUCAACGCUCUCAGAUCUAACAACCACAUUGAUCUCGACUUCUUUAACUUCAACUUGGCUGAUUACGAACAUUCUCUUUCAGCCCACUCUGCUCACAGAACACAGCAGAUAAAAGCACACAGAUUGUUGAUAGAAGAAGUGAACUACAAAGGCGCAGUACCAGAUAACGUCCUAUACACCGCUCCUUCCCACUCCUCCUUCCCUCCUCCUCGUCCUCCUUCUCCCACAUUACCUCCUCUACCUCUUCUCAGACAAAUGCCAUCUCUUGCACCCCCUCGCAGCACUCCACCUACCAGUGCACGCUCUACUCCAGGUGCGCCAACUAGCUCUGCGCGCAGCAACCCUAAGAGCUCCCCUCGACCAAUGUCCUCGCCCCGGUCCUUACCUUCUCCUAGAUCUGUACACUACACCUCUCCUAACCCUCUCUCUCUGUCCUCACCUCGGAGCGAUUCCUCAGAACCCCCUCCUCUCAUGGCUAAACAAGUCACCAGAAACCCUGAGACAAGGGAAACACCAGUAGGUUCAGUGUCCCCUCAAUCUCCUGCCAGCAGUAAUCUCAUCCUGCCGGCUACUUUAGAGAUCCCGUAUCAGGAGUAAUGUUACCUCUAGUGGAGCCUGGAAUGCCGCCACCUCGCCGACCUCCUCUAGGACCACCUCAACUAACUAACUACACUUCUAAAGGGAGCUCUAAACGCGGAGCUAUGUUACCCCCGACACUAGCACACAGCAGCUGCUCGUCACCAGAGCCCCACACGCUGCGCACCAUGUCACCGCGCAACACUGUUGAGACGUCCCCUGUCAAAGCAGAGCGUAGGUCCCCUGACCACGCUGACGGCUGCUGCAACAACUCUCUCGCUCUGCCGUCACUGGAAGAAACAAGACAAGCGUGGAGGACAAGUAGGAGGAGGAUGUUAGCGGAUCUGAACGAUAUGAGGUGCCAGAGAGUUCCCAUGUACGGAGCUGAUCUUAUCAGUACUGUGUCUGUCAAGUUCUCUUCUGUGCAACACAAAACAGUGAUAGAGAGAAUGGAAGAUUUAUCUCCAAUAAUCGAGAGAUUUAUGAUAUGUUGUGAUCCAAUCUCUGUAUCAGUAAAUCCAAUCUCUCUAAAACACAUGGCUACAUCUCUUAUCGACCAGUGUCAUGACCUUACUGACCUUUAUCAUUCUGUCCGCUCAAAACUACAGAUGAUCAUGCCCGAAACUAGAUUAAUACAGUACGACUGCGGCAAACUACAGCGAUUAGACCGUUUACUAGCCGACCUGAAAGUUGGCGACCACAGAGCUCUGAUCUUCACUCAGAUGACUAAAGUCCUGGACAUUUUAGAGCGUUUCUUAAACUACCACGGUUAUCGAUACCUCAGAUUAGACGGUACCACCAGAGUAGACCACCGACUGGAGCUAAUGGAGCGGUUUAAUGCUGACAGUAAGAUAUUCUGCAUGAUCCUGAGUACCAGAUCAGGAGGAGUUGGUGUAAAUCUUACUGGUGCCUGACACUGUUAUAUUCUACGACUCUGACUGGAAUCCUACAAUGGACGCGCAGGCGCAGGACCGCUGUCAUAGGAUCGGUCAGACAAGGGAGUGUUCAACAUUUAUAGACUGAUAAGCUCCUGUACGAAUCGAGGAGAAUAUCCUAAAGAAAGCGAACCAGAAAAGGGUUGCUUGGUGCGGUAGGCAAUAGAAGAGGGUAACUUCACCACAGCGUUCUUCAAGAAGGACAACAUGGCCGAAUUAUUCGGUAAUACCAUUGUGGAGGAGGACCCCAGUACUGCCUCACCAAAACACAGGACUAUCUCUAAGAAAGAUCUGGAGCAGGUGUUAGCAGAUGCUGAAGACGUUGAAGACAGAAGCGCUGCACAACGAGCAACCACUGAACAGUCCCAAGAUAUGUGCGACUUUGACGAAGAAGUUGCUAUUGAGGGUGAACCUGCUAUGAGUGAAGCAGACAAAGAUAUCGUCGCUGAAAACAAAGAAUUCAAACAGUUUGAGGACGAAAUUAAAUCUAUUGAAGACGAG